Molecule: messenger RNA, 1739 nt
Organism: Blepharisma stoltei
Lineage: Eukaryota; Ciliophora; Heterotrichea; Heterotrichida; Blepharismidae
Source: the annotation of a GenBank genome assembly
AUGGACGUUCAGAGCUAUGAAGAUAUAUUCCCUAUUCACGACAAAGAAGAAAAUAAAUAUACUCCAAUAGCCCGUCCCUCUAAGCAAAAAAGCAAUCAAAAAAAGCAAAUCCCAAAGGUAACCUCAUCCCCAUUUGAAGAAGAAUUCCUUUAUUCCUAAAAAGAGAGAUAAAAUGGUGACUUGUCCCUUUUUGAAAUAGGCCUUCGGGUUUGGAGAUGCAUUGCUGAAGAGGAAAGCUUUAUUUCUCCAGAGAAGAUUUUCCCAGUCACUGCCCUUUGCAUACUGCAUGGCCUUUCCUCAUCGGGGGACUAUCGGGGCACUCUGCAGGCAGUGGCUCUGCACCAGAGAGUUGAUCACUUGGACAUUUCAGGUCAGAAAUCCGAAAUAGCGACAUUUUGUAGCCAAGAUUUCCUAAGAGUCCACUUAUGGCCAGCAUAAUUGUUUAAUUAUAUUUUAUUCCUCAAAAGAAGAAAAUGCUAACAGAACACAAACAGUUUCUGUAAAUAAACCUAAAAUUUAUGAUAAAAAUACAAAUACAUUUAACUGCACCUUAAUACAAGCAGCAACAAAUAUUAUCUGAGGAGAUGAUGAAAGCGAAGACGAGAAUUCUCUUUUAAAUAGAUCUAUGAGGUAUUCUUAAUUUAGCUAUUCUUUCGAAAUCAAUGAUCCAAAUGGCAAAAGAAGAAGCCGCUCCAUAGCUUCUCCUCGAGAAACUCGCAGAAAUUCUCAAAAAAUGUUUAUAUCAGCCGCGCAUAAAAAAGUGCAAGUUAUGGACCCAGAACAAAUAAUGAAAGACGGGGUUAGAAAAAUUUACAGCGGUGUCAAGCUUGACCCAGAAGAAGAAAGAGUUUUAUCAAGAUUUAAGUAUUUUUUGGGUCUGUCUAAUGAUGAGGACAAGAUCCCAAAUUCUAUAUUUGAAGGAGAUUUAUUAGGGAGAACUUGCAAAAAACUCAUGCAACAAAAAACGCAAAAAUGCAAAAAUCAAUUGUUUUUUUGCAAAAACUCAUGCAAAAAAACCACAACAAAAAUGCAAUAUUUUGCUUUUUUAGUUUUAACAAAAAAACAUUUUAUUUUUGCAAUUUUCUAUUUUUUCAAUGUCUCCAAUUUAUUAGCUUUAAAGUGCUUAAAUGCUACUGGAAGAGAUUUCCAAAAAACAUUAGAAAGGAUAAAGUCCAUAAUUGAAUGGGAAAAUAAAGAAAUUUCGAUUGAUGAAGAAUCUGAGAAAAUACUAGUAACUAACUAAUUAGAAUUCAGGCAUGAUGUAUUCCUUUGGUAGAGAUAAAGACCUGAGACCAAUUAUUGUUAUCAAUAUGAAGAAAAUCAAGGACUCAAAAAUUGAGAUGCAUGCGCUGGUUAAAGCUUGCCAUAUUUUAUUAAAGUAUAUAAAAAAUAAGUUACUUAUACCUGGAAGGGUAGAAACUUGGCUACUGAUUGUUGAUUUAGACAAGAUGAAUGCCUUUAGUUACCCAAGGUCAAAAAUCAAGCACAUAAUUGAUGAAAUGUCGUUAUAUUAUCCAUGCAGACUUGAUAAAAUGAUCAUGAUAAACACUCCAAAACUUAUCAGGGUUUUGUGAAAAGCCUUGAGCUUGUUUUUCACGAAAUCAUUUUUGAAGAAAGUGAUCUUAAAAAAUAAAAAUUAUAAGGAUGAAUUACUUAAGAUUGUACCGAGAAAUCAGCUGGAGUGUAAAUAUGGAGGAAUAUGCUCUGAAAAAGUUGAGAAUUUUUUUCCUCCAAGAUAA